This is a messenger RNA of Heterobilharzia americana, 1986 nucleotides long. The record is from the annotation of a GenBank genome assembly. NCBI's taxonomy places the organism in Eukaryota, Metazoa, Platyhelminthes, Trematoda, Strigeidida, Schistosomatidae.
GCCCCGCUACGGUCAAAAAAUUGGUGUUCCAAUCAUAGUGACAGGAUGCCUAUGUAUAGGUUUGAGGGUGACAUAACCAUACAUUGCGUUUAUUCUCCAGGGACUUGGCUAAUUAAUCGGGACAACUUGUACCUGACUGUGGAGGCUUUUGGGAUAAUUAAAAGAACAAAGUUGCAAACUGCUAUCUUCCCACUUCUUAUUCAAGAAACAUUCUCAUUUGAUAAAACGUUUUACACAGCACUAUCUGCCUGCAAUGUAGUAGAUAGACUUGAAGAUUUCACGGUAACAAUCGAGAUACGGCAAAUCGCUGAUGUUUAUCUUGGGGGGACACUUCUGGCCCACUAUUCAACGAACGCCAAAGAGUUUUUCUCUCCAUGUCCAAAAAUGUGCUUGAGAACUCUCCCAAAAAGAGAUUUAAUGAUGCUAAAAACAGUUGACUUUCCGGGAGUUUCUCCACGGCUGGAAUACUCUGUUAGUUCAGCUAUCAAAUGUCACCCAUCCUCCUGUUGUUGCUCAUGUUGCUACUAUCUGCCACAGUGCUACUGUUACGACCCAUGUCUUUACAAACCAUUGACACCAACUCCAGGCUAUCAUCGAGCAACAGUGAAUAGUGCUUUACGAUGUCGUUAUCCUGAACUUUCUGGAUCGAAGUGCCUUGUAGAAUCUGAUACUGCUAAUCAUAUCGCGAAAUCACAAAGCGCAUCAAGAACUUCCAGAAGCCCUAGAAGAAGGGAUAACAUAGAUGGAACCUGGUGCUCUUACCAUCGACCAAGAUCAUUAUCUGCACGCAGAUAUAAUGGUCAAGGAGGAGUUUCGCAUAGUGUUCAACAGCCCUUAAAAUUGAUUGUCAGCAUAUUUAUUUCAAGUACACAACUGUUCAAAUUGAUGAGGCUGUACUGGAAAAGAAGAGCAAUAAACUUUGCUGAUGAGUAUAGCUCUACUUUCUUCUUGUCAAAAUAUUUUUAGCCUUUUCAAUCAGCAUCUACCUGGGAUCUUCGUGAACGUACUAUUCGAGAUGCACAAGAUCGCAGUGAUCGGUAUUGGCAUCUGUACAGAUUUUGGCAAAAUGAAUACGAUAGACUACGCUUACAAAGGUGCUAGACAGGGGAUAGAAUAAUAUCACAAAAAGAUGCGGUGACUGCAUUGUUUUCUUGUCGCCCAGUCAUACUUCCAUAUCAGAUUUUCGACUUUAGAUCUAUUUACCCGUCUCAAUGAAGAAAUUAUUCAAAGGUAGAGAAACUGAGUACACAAAUUAUCAGAUAGAUUUAUAAUAUUAUUAUAUAAAUAUCUAUAUACUACUUAUAUGAACUGUUUGCUGUUUUUAGCCUAACUCCUUGUGUUAGGAAUUAUCGUUGUUUAUUAACUACUAACUAAUAUUCAAUUAUCCAACUACCCCGAAAAACCUACUCACUGUUUGGUUUAUCUUUUAACCGAUAACACGAUUUGACUCCUUAAACCUUAGCACAUUCUUCUGAUUGUGUCUACACACAAAUGUACUUCAACACCAAUUUUUUUCUAUGUGCUGAGAGAUUAGAGUUUUAAGCAAUUUUACAAGCUCGUUUUUACUGGUUUAUUACUACUACUUCUUUUUGUAUGCAAAAUAUCAGUACACCUUUGUCACACUGUGCCUUGAUGCAGAGAAUCUUGUUCAACUGUUAAAAAGAAAUAAAUACACAAACAGUGUGAAUAUACUACUGAAAUCCUCUUUCUUAAUUAAAACUUAUUACAGAAGUAUUAUGAAAAGAUUAAUGUCUUUAUUUUCCAAUAGAGAAUACUAUUGAAUAUAAAUAUUCAGAUUUUGAGUCAAUUUUUCCGACGAAAAAAUUACUUAUCUAUUUUUAAUUUCAUAAUAAUGCUAACCACUUUCUACUGUGAUAUUUCAGUAAUAUGUUGAUGAAGAAGAGUGCAUACUGGUUUACAUUCUACACAUGAAUAUAUUAAUUAGUAAUUGUUUAUCUAUAAUAAAGAAAAUAGUAUAAUGACAAA